Molecule: messenger RNA, 189 nt
Organism: Anthostomella pinea
Lineage: Eukaryota; Fungi; Ascomycota; Sordariomycetes; Xylariales; Xylariaceae
Source: the annotation of a GenBank genome assembly
AUGACGCUGAGGCAUCAUCACAUGCGCAACAACGACGAAGUCGCGGAGACCUUCAACUGGACUGCAGUGAUGCCUCCCCCCAGUGCGCGCUUCGCGGUCCUGGAGGCCCUAACAAACGAACUUCAAAGCGCCAUCCCCUCUAUCGCAAGACCCGCGGUCCUAGGAGUGUUCGAUGAGACGUCACUUUAG